Auanema sp. JU1783 is the source of this 1572-nucleotide messenger RNA. Lineage: Eukaryota; Metazoa; Nematoda; Chromadorea; Rhabditida; Rhabditidae. The record is from the annotation of a GenBank genome assembly.
AUGAGCAAUAACGUCGGAAAAGUUCGAAGUAUAAGGCUAUGUGUUGAGCCUGUUGAGGUUGAAUUAGACGAAGACGACGGAAUCAAAUGGACAUCUCUACAGACGGCGUUCCCAGGUUGUUCGGGAAUGUAUUUCCGUGACCGCGAGAAAGAUUGUCGAUCGUCAGUUAAAUUCGAUGGAGAAAAAUUCAAGCCACCUGGAGGAGCGUGGAAUGAUCGUGAAUAUUUUGUACAUUUGAGUCAGCGUUGUCAUUCGUCGAAUAUGAGUUCUUACGAAUCAGCAACAAAAACAUUUGAAAAAAAUGUACAAGUUGUCCAGCAACUCAUUUCCGCUACAAUGGGUGGUUCACGCCGACGUGUAGCAUUAUCUCCAAAUAUGAGUAAACAUUCCGCAAGUUCCGCUUCCGUUUCUUCAGAUUUGACUGUAACAUCAUUAGAACAGGAACGUCCACUGCAAUCCAGCAUAGCAGUCAAGGAGAUGACCCCCUUAGAGCAACAAUUUGCAGAUUUGGCAAAAAUAUCGACUGGAAAAGAUAUUAUCAUCGAAAACUUACGAGAAGAAAUCAAAAAGCUCAAUGAAAAACUUGAAGAUAAUCAAAAGAACCUCCAAAAAUGUGAUACACAGCUCAAGGAAUCGGAAUCAAGAGUCGAAGCUUUCGAAACUGAGUUGAAUUUACUACGAAGCAUGGCUGAUGAUCAGCAAUCCAUGAAUAAUAGGGUCACAAGUUUGACUCUAGAUGUAGAGGAAAAAACCAAGGAAAUCGCUUCACUUCAAAACCUGUUAACGGAGGGAGAAGAAUCAUGGAAAAAGGAUCAACUAUCUCUUCAAGAAAAGAUAAACCUUCAAGCAGCAGAGUUAGAAGAGAAGUCUUUGGAACUUGCGGAAGUCUCUGAGAAUCUUGAGCUGGCCCUAUCGUCCAAGAGUGUUUUAUCUAAUGAGAUUGAACAACUUCGUCCUCUUGCCGAUGCUAUUCAACUUGAGGGAGAAGAUAACGUUCUGACAUACAUGCAAAUGAAAAUUGAACUGAAUUCAGCAAGAGAUCGAUUACAGAAACUAGAAACGGACAACUCUCAGCUCAAACAGUCGUUCGAAACGACUGCAGCAACUGAGAGAUCUUUGGUAAUUGACAACACUCGACUGAUGGAGAGAAACAGUAAAUUAGAAGACAGAAUGGCCAACGUAGACAGCGAUAUGAAGAAAAUAAACGAAGAAUGGAAAAGUACAAUUGAAUCAACCCGUAAAGAAUGGGGACGGACAAAACUGGAAGCUGAGAAAGAGGUUGACAGCAUGAAGCAGCAGAUAUCCAACUUGCAAAGAUUGCUGGAAGCUUCUACACGUGACGCUACCGAUAAUGCUCGAAGACUUGAGGAAUCCAAUAAAAAUGUCAGCAAACUGAGAAAGGAUCUAGAGAAUGCAGAACUCCGCCAACAGGAACCUCUUAAGAGACAAGUUGAAACACUAUCGUCUGACUUAAGUGGCGCUGAAGCUAGAAUCUUAGAAUUAGUUAGUCUAGUUUCAUCGUUAACAGCUGAUGCUCACAAUAGUCGUCGUGAUAUGGAUGAUUUGAUAUAG